Messenger RNA from Dicentrarchus labrax (European seabass), 4314 nucleotides. RefSeq names its product 6-phosphofructo-2-kinase/fructose-2,6-bisphosphatase 2. Bases 263 to 1846 code for a protein of 527 amino acids. The record is from RefSeq and is a predicted model, not a curated record. Gene Ontology annotation, cellular component: cytosol. The transcript is spliced from 17 exons. Gene Ontology annotation, molecular function: fructose-2,6-bisphosphate 2-phosphatase activity; ATP binding; 6-phosphofructo-2-kinase activity. Lineage: Eukaryota; Metazoa; Chordata; Actinopteri; Moronidae. Gene Ontology annotation, biological process: fructose metabolic process; fructose 2,6-bisphosphate metabolic process.
GAUGAAACGGCUGACGUCACGGAGGAGGAGGAGCUAAAACAUCCGAGGAGAAGUCUUCCGUGGCGGUUAAUGAAGCACUGUAACAAAGACACACAAAAAAGGGAAUAUCGCCAGGCACCUGCUGAUUUGUGGUGAUGACAAUGUGAUACAGCAAAGUCGUGUCCUCAACAGAGAGAGAUGCUGACCUCAUCUCACCAGUGACCAGAGUUUGCCGUCCCCAUACCAGCCGAGACAGGACAGCAGGACGCAGAUCACACCGGUCAUGGCUGGCAGACAGCAGAGACCUGCAGCUGCUUCAGACAGCUCAGCAGAGACCAAAAGGACGGACCUCAGGGCCAAUGAGAAGAAGUGCUCAUGGGCCUCCUACAUGACCAAUUCUCCAACUGUGAUAGUGAUGAUUGGGUUGCCCGCCAGGGGGAAAACCUACAUGUCCAAGAAGCUAACACGCUACCUCAACUGGAUUGGAGUGCCAACUAAGGUAUUCAACCUUGGAGUUUAUAGGAGAGAAGCAGUGAAGUCAUACAAGUCCUAUGACUUCUUCAGACAUGACAAUAAAGAAGCAAUGGAAAUUAGAAAACAGUGUGCCUUGGUGGCACUGGAGGAUGUCAAGGCCUAUCUGAAUGAGGAGGGAGGCCAAAUCGCUGUUUUUGAUGCCACCAACACCACCAGAGAGAGGAGGGAACUCAUCCUUAAUUUUGCAAAGGAUAAUGCAUACAAGGUGUUUUUUGUUGAGUCAGUAUGUGACGAUCCAGAUGUCAUCGCAACAAAUAUCAUGGAUGUGAAAGUGUCCAGCCCAGAUUACCCUGAGAGGGACAGAGAAAGUGUCAUGGAGGAUUUUCUAAAGAGAAUAGAGUGUUACAAAGUGACCUACCAACCUCUGGAUCCGGACGAACACGACAAGAACCUGUCCUUCAUCCAGGUCAUCAAUGUCGGCCGUCGUUUCCUGGUCAACAGGGUGCAGGACUACAUCCAAAGUAAAAUCGUGUACUACCUCAUGAACAUCCACGUACACUCCCACUCCAUCUACCUCUGUCGGCAUGGAGAGAGCCAACACAAUGAGGAGGGACGCAUCGGGGGAGACUCUGAGCUGUCAAAGAGAGGGAGACAGUUUGCAGCAGAACUGAAGGGUUUUGUGGAAGAACACCGUCUGUCAGACCUGAAAGUUUGGACCAGCCAGCUGAGACGCACCAUUCAGACUGCAGAGGAGCUGGGAGUUCCCUACGAGCAGUGGAAGAUCUUAAAUGAAAUAGACGCUGGAGUGUGUGAAGAUAUGACCUAUAAGAUGAUUGAGGAAACAUACCCAGAGGAAUUUGCCAUGAGGGACCAGGACAAGUACCAUUAUCGCUACCCUGGAGGAGAGUCCUACCAGGACCUGGUUCAGCGUCUGGAGCCAGUUAUCAUGGAGCUGGAGCGACAGGGCAACGUGUUGGUCAUCUGUCAUCAGGCCGUCAUGCGCUGUUUGCUCGCCUAUUUCCUGGACAAGAGCGCAGAUGAUCUACCUUACUUGAAGUGUCCCCUGCACACUGUCCUAAAAUUGACCCCUGUGGCUUAUGGUUGUAAAGUGGACAUGUUUGACUUGAAGGUCGAGGCUGUCAACACUCACAGAGACAGGCCAUUAAAUAAAGUCAGAACAGAUGCUGUGCCGCCAGGUUUCCACCGACGAAACAGCUUCACUCCGCUGUCCAGCCAAGACCAGAUUAAACGACCUCGCCUUUACAGCGUGGGCAACCCUCCACAGACACGCAUGUCCCAGGCCCCAACUUUACCCAACAUGCUGUUUUCUGAGGCGUCUGAAGGGGCAGAGGACUCUCUAAAUGGUUUCGGUGCAGCAGACUCAGACGACUGAUCUGACCGUUAAAGAGGCAUUUCUCCACAUGGAUGUAUCGCCAGUUCUGAGGACCAACGGUGAAAUCCCAACCAGCUUCAGCCAUUACAUUCUUAUGCACUGUAUUACGCACCAUAUCUGUGUAACCUUCAGUUUUUGUUGGAUAGGUUAUGUGUGUGUGUUAGUGCUAGUUUAGACAUACAUACAUGAACUCAAUGCCUUUGCACAGUAGCCUUCAAACUUAGGCUACAAUCCACCUCAGAUAAAUAAAGUAAUCUCUUAGCACACUCCACAUAAUGUAGUCUACAGUCAUAAUAUGCUGUAUUAGAUGUAGAACAUGUUGAUUGUACAUUUUAUACCUCAUUGUAUGCUAUUGCCUUCCAUUUAGUGUUGAGGAAAGCCAUGCACAGUCUUAGUUUUUCCUCAGAUUCUCUCUUAAAGUUACCUGUUUAAACUUUCCAGGUAAUGUCCAUCCUUCCUCGGGUGGUCUGACAAGAUGUAGAAAUAAUUUUAUUUUGAAGGGUAAUUUAAAGCAGUGGUGCCCAACCUGGGGGUCAGGACUCCCGCUAGGGGUCGCCAAAGCUUCACAAAAGGUCCCAAGACCUUCUUGAUUUUAAGGUGUGUGAGAAAACCUAAAAAAUAUACACAGUAUGAACAUAGUAGGCCUAUAUCUACUAUAUCUAUCUAUAAAAUAAGCCUAAUAAUCUGUAUAGUUGUUAAAAAAUACAUAAUACAGACAGAGAAUUGUAUAAAAAGUUCCCUAAACAGGAAAUAAUCUGCUCAAAAUUCAUCGGAAUCACUCAUUUUACACAAACUUCUUGCAGUUACUGAGUUCACUAUUGUAUAAUAAUAGUACAGUUUUGAAUAUAAUAUGAAAUAUCCAUAAAAUAUGUCACUUUGUCAGGGGUCGUCAGUGUACUAAAGGAUAGAAAAGGGGUCCCUUUAGGAAAGGUUGGGAACCACUGAUUUAAAGCAUAUUAAAUUGCAGCUUAGCUUCCAGUGGGCAGACACAAGCUGUAAAAACAAAUGAAAUGUGUUGUCUAGCCCUAUAAAAAGUGCAGCAACUACUGUGCUUUUUCUACUGUGACAUUCAGAGGUGUGGAAACGAAUCACAAAUUUGAUGACUUUAGACUGGACUGUAAAAAAAACAACUUUCAACUCAACUUGGACUUUCUUAAUACUUUCCUUAGUAUGUUAUUUAAAAAGAGUGCCAUGAAUCAAUUCAUAUUUAUUCCUCUGUGAAGUAGGUGGCUAACUCUAGAACUAUUUUCUAGAACCUGACCAUUGUUUUUUUUAAAGAUUUCUCUUUUUAUUUCAUGUGGACACAAAACAUGAAACAACCAAGGGUGAGUUGGUUUGAUGAGUAUUGUUUUGAAGGUCGUAGCCAUGUCGGUUUACCAGAGCCAGUGGUGGUGACAUACUCAUUGACCAUAAACCAUAAACUCCUUAGGAAACUGUUACUGAGCUAACAAAUCAACUGAGAAGUUGGGUCAUUUCUCCUCAAGGCUCAAUACUAUUGUAGUUCUUUUUUGCAAUCCACAGAGCUGCCCCCUGUUGGCUGUUAGAAAGAUUCAAUAUUCCUUUAUUGUUCCAUCUCAUUAUACAUGUAUAAGAGAGUAAAAUUCUUAGGUUUAAGACACUCAAAUGAUCUGCAUUAGCUCCAUUUCACAGACCUGCUAGCUCUGUCCCUUUUUAAUUAAAUACUCUCAGUAGUAACAUUGAACAAACACAAUAUUGCUUGAAGGAAGAAUAGUCCCAAUACCAGUUUUAAUAAGCAUUCCAUAUUUGUGUGAAUUUAAUAUAUUAGUACUCUUCUUUCGGUGAAGAGCACAUUAUGACUUGAUUGGGACUCGAAACUUGAAGUUUAGGACUCGAAACUCUUAAGUCUAACUCUAAGGACUCUGGAUUUGAGUGCAAAGACUUAAGACUUUAUCUUGUGACUUGCAAAACAAUGACCUGGACCCACCUCUGGAUAUUUAUUCCCUUCUUCUGUUCAACGAUGCCUACCUGUAUGUUUUGCCUUCUACUCAAACAGCAGCUUUUAAUAUAUUCAGCCGCCUGUGAUAAUGUAAAGCUGAACUUAUUUGAUCUCCAGAAAAUGUAUGCAAAUCUCUCAAUGCAUUUUAAUUUCUUCAUAAGGAAAACCAAAUCAGUCAUGUACCUCUGAUACAAUAAAGAUACUGUAUGUAUAAGUACUGCCUUCAUAGUAACCAUAUGGAUAAUAUCCAGUCACAUGACUUUGUAUGAUUUUAAUGUCAGGAAUAAAUCAAUUGUUGGUAAAAGUGCCUUUAUUUAAAGGACUAUAAGGCUGUGACAAUAGUAAUGAAGAGUUUUAAAUAUUUUCGCAUAUACACAUGAUAUGCUAAUGUGGGUUUCACUUUAAUCAAAGGAUUGGCAAUAAAUUUGGAUGUCUUAAAAAGAGCUUUAAUGUUAUUGCACACUGUGCUGUAUAUGUUUCAUUAAAUAAAGUUAAUUUUAAGCAGUUUUUA